AUGAUUAAAAUCUGGAACAUGAAGGCCAAGGAGGCCGCCGCCGAAAAGAAGAAACCAAAGACAAGUGCUGCUCAGAUUCGUGUGCAGAAAGACUUGUCAGAGUUGGAGAUUCCUUCUACUAUCAAACUAGAAUUCCCUGAUCCAUCUGACAUUCUCAACUUCAACGUGAAGAUCAAUCCAGACGAAGGUCUUUACAAUGGUGGUCGGUUUGCUUUCACUUUCAAAAUCAAUAACAACUACCCCCACGAACCACCAAAAGUUCACUGCACUCAAAAGAUAUAUCAUCCAAACAUCGACCUCGAGGGAAAUAUCUGCUUAAACAUCCUGCGUGAAGACUGGAAACCAGUCCUUUCAUUGCAUUCUGUCCUGGUUGGUUUGCAAUACCUGUUCCUGGAACCUAACGCGGAUGAUCCAUUGAACAAAGAGGCCGCAGAAGACUUGAGACAAAACCGAAGUGGAUUCGCGUCGAAUGUGAAGCGAUCGUUGGCAGGUGGCGCACUGAAGGGCAUACAGUACGAUAAUGUUUUAGCAUAA
Zychaea mexicana is the source of this 534-nucleotide messenger RNA. RefSeq names its product putative ubiquitin-conjugating enzyme E2. NCBI's taxonomy places the organism in Eukaryota, Fungi, Mucoromycota, Mucoromycetes, Mucorales, Lichtheimiaceae. The transcript is spliced from 5 exons. The record is from RefSeq and is a predicted model, not a curated record. The coding region runs from base 1 to 534 and encodes 177 amino acids.